ACAGACAAGACAUAUAUACGUACGUCUCUCACACAGACAGAGUUCUGUUUUCAGUCAGGCAGGCAGAGACAGACAGACAUACGUACGUCUCUCACACCCAAUUCACUCCACCCUUUCAUUCUUCCUUAAACCCAUUAUAUAUAUAUAUCAGCCUCUCCUCCUCCCCGUCAAUGCCUGAACCAAAUUCAUUCUCUUUCUUCUUCCAUGGAGCUUCUUCCGGGUCUUCCAGACCAUCUCGCUCUCGAAUGUCUCAUUCGUUUACCUUCCGAUCACUUCACCGUGGCUGCCUCCGUAUCCAAAGCCUGGAAGGCUGAGAUUCAGCUGCCCGACUUCACGCGCCGCCGUAAUGCGGCGGGUUUCGCCCGCUCCGUUCUUGUGCUCGCGCAGGUUCGGGUCGAUCCCGCCGGAAAAAGAACCUACGAUGUCAUGCCCACUCCCACUUCCCGCCUCACCCUUUGGGACCCGGAAACCGGUUCCUGGUCCGAGCUGCCGCCGUUUUCAGGCGGGUUGCCCAUGUUCGGCGUCGGCGUAGUCGGAGUUGGGUCGGAGCUGGUAGUGAUGGGCGGGUGCGAACCGGGGACUUGUCGGAUCUCCAAUUCAGUCUUCGUUUACAGCUUCGUGUCGGGGAAGUGGCGGCGCGGGGCUCCGAUGCCGGGCAGCCCGAGAAUAUUCUUCGGGUGCGCGUCGGAUUCCGCCCGGGUGGUGUAUGUUGCCGGGGGCCACGACGACGAGAAGAACGCGCUGAAAUCGGCGAUGGUGUAUGAUGUGGCGAGGGACGAGUGGGCCCCGCUGCCGGACAUGGCGGAGGAGCGGGACGAGUGCAAGGCGGUUUUCCACCGUGGCAAGUUCCAGGUCAUCAGCGGGUACCCGACGGAAAUGCAGGGCUGGUUCCGGGCCGACUCCGAGGCAUUGGAUGUCUCGACGGGCCGGUGGGACCACGAAGAGGAUUUCCUGGGAGCCGCCACGUGUCCGAGAACCUGCGUGGAAGGCGGCGAUGGACGGGUGUACAUGUGCCACGACGGGAACGUAAUGGCACGUGCGGAGAGAACGUGGGAGGUGGAGGCGGCACUACCAGCGGCGGUGCGCAACGUGACACACGCGACGGCGUGGCGGUCGAGUUUGCUAGUGAUUGGCUGCGAACGGUUUGGCGAGGCGCACAGAGCCUACGUGAUGAAUUUGAAGAAUCGCAGCUGGAAAGAGGUGGCCGCCGGCGAUGAAUACGGCGGCCACGUCCAGGCCGGUUGCUGCCUGGAGAUUUGAAGCAAAGUCCCCCCCCCCUAAUCAAACACCAUGUGCUUAUUCAUAGUGUAAAAAUUUUUGGAUAAAGUUUGUUGGUGAUUUUUGUAUGUUUUUUUUUGUUGGUUGUACUAAAACAACAAUCCAACACAGUACAAAU
Messenger RNA from Diospyros lotus (date-plum), 1396 nucleotides. RefSeq names its product F-box/kelch-repeat protein At1g15670-like. The record is from RefSeq and is a predicted model, not a curated record. Bases 205 to 1260 code for a protein of 351 amino acids. NCBI's taxonomy places the organism in Eukaryota, Viridiplantae, Streptophyta, Magnoliopsida, Ericales, Ebenaceae. The transcript has a single exon. Gene Ontology annotation, molecular function: protein binding. Gene Ontology annotation, biological process: negative regulation of cytokinin-activated signaling pathway; regulation of phenylpropanoid metabolic process.